AUGGAGGAUCUUAUGAUGAGGAAACAACCAGCAGCUUUUAUGCCUAGUUCAAUUACUCCAUCACCAUUAACCAUGCAUAAAAACUCGCACACCAUAGCCAAAGUCAAGCCAAAGAUACGCAUAAUUCACAUCUUUGCUCCUGAAAUCAUCAAGACCGAUGUUGCAAACUUUAGAGAGCUGGUGCAAAGACUCACAGGGAAACCAACGACUGAUCAAAAGGGAGGUUGCAAGAAGAAACUAAGAAGGGCAAGAAUACAAGAUCAACCAAGAAACUUCAACAACAACAACUUAUGUGACAAAAAGGCUGUUGUGACCAAGAAAGUUGAGCUAAGAAGUGGGUUUGGGAGCACUUUGGGGUCUAGAGAAAGAGUUAAGGAGGAAGAAGAAAUGUGGAAUGGUGCAAAUUUAGGUGGGUUCUUAGGUGGAUUUACAGAUUUAGAUGGUUUUAUUCAAGAACUUGGUGAAUUUCCAUUGCUGCCUAUGGAUGCUAAUCACAUGCAAGGCUUUGGAGAGACUCAACUUGUCUAA
Dovyalis caffra is the source of this 528-nucleotide messenger RNA. The record is from the annotation of a GenBank genome assembly. NCBI's taxonomy places the organism in Eukaryota, Viridiplantae, Streptophyta, Magnoliopsida, Malpighiales, Salicaceae.